Kuraishia capsulata CBS 1993 is the source of this 444-nucleotide messenger RNA. RefSeq lists its product as uncharacterized. The coding region runs from base 1 to 444 and encodes 147 amino acids. The record is from RefSeq and is a predicted model, not a curated record. NCBI's taxonomy places the organism in Eukaryota, Fungi, Ascomycota, Pichiomycetes, Pichiales, Pichiaceae. The transcript has a single exon.
AUGAGUGAGGAAUCAACCCCAAAAGAAGACACCAAGCCAAUUGAUUCUGUGGAGGAGACCACGGCCAAAGGUGCCGUUCCAGAGGAGAAGCGCAAGAGGGAAGGCGAGGAUGGAAAGAAGAAGAGAAAGCACAGAAGGAAGUACGACGACGAUCUCCCACCUGCAGAAAACGACAGCGACAAGGAGGACGAAGAAGAAGAUGUUGAUGAUGACAAGCUGGUUAUUGAAGAUGAGGAUGAGGAUGAGGACGAUCUUCUGGAGAUUGAUACCACCAACAUCAUCACCACUGGUAGAAGAACCAGGGGUAAGGUUAUUGAUUAUUCCAAAGUCGAUGCGGAAUUGAAGAAGGAGGAAGCCAAGAAGGGUGAUGGAGCCGCCAAUGAAGAUGAUGAUGAAGAAGAAGGUGAUGAGGAUUUCAAAGAGCCAUUGAAAGAGGAGAAAUAG